Messenger RNA from Ruditapes philippinarum (Manila clam), 7929 nucleotides. RefSeq lists its product as uncharacterized. Gene Ontology annotation, cellular component: cytosol; endocytic vesicle. Lineage: Eukaryota; Metazoa; Mollusca; Bivalvia; Venerida; Veneridae. The coding region runs from base 836 to 5302 and encodes 1488 amino acids. The record is from RefSeq and is a predicted model, not a curated record. Gene Ontology annotation, molecular function: guanyl-nucleotide exchange factor activity; small GTPase binding. Gene Ontology annotation, biological process: vesicle-mediated transport; signal transduction. The transcript is spliced from 16 exons.
AAAAAUUUUCCCUGGAACCAUUUAAGUACAAAUUUAAAUAUUAAUUACAGCGUUUUGUUAAUCGGCACCUGUUUAUCACUUGAAAAUCAGCAGAUUGCCUGGCAAGCUACCGCGAUUGCUGAUUGGUAAUAGAUUUCUUUAAAUGUUUAUGAAUGAUCGGUCAUAUUGUUCUAUUGUUUGACAUGACUCGCUUGUAUAUAAUUAUCUACCUUCUAUAAUCACGAUAGAGUAUUGAGUUUACAUUUUUCACCAAUAGAAUAUAUUUGGGUGUACUCGACAUUUCCAUUUGUCUGUUAAUCGCAGGUGUAUUUACAGACUGGAUUUAAUUCUUGUUUGGGGAAGUCGGAAAAAAUACGACAGAUUUAAUAAUUACAGAAAAUGAAGACAAGUUUAUGAGACAGGUGUAUUGACAUAAAAAAAGUUUGACAAAUGAUUAUUUUAAUACCAACAAAUUUUGUUUGAUAAAGAGAUAAGUGCAUUUAAAAAGACGUAAAGAUUUUAAGAUAGUUGGAUAUAAUAUUAUCUUUCGCUAUAAACACACAAAAAAAGUAAGUGACAUAAAUCGAGGUUAAGGCAGCGAAGUGAUUGAAGAAUUUCAAAGCUACAAGAUAUAUUGAAUAAACACCAAGUCUUGUUGAAUUUACUGACAGUUUAUGGAUGUGUGUAAACCAAGGCUGUUGUUGAUUUUUAUGUGUCAAAGGAAAAAAAGGGAUAUUUUUAGUGUGAACUAAAACAAUUGACAAAGACUGUUGAUAGAUUGAAAUGACUUUGAGUAAACUGAUGAAGGAUUAUCUGAAAUACUCUCAUAUAAAGUAAGAAAAUUGAGAUAACGGGUAUGGCAAAAAUGAGGAGUGUACAGGUGGAUAUAAUAAGGAAGUGUAAGAAGCCUAUGCAUUUUGAGAAUUGUUCUGCAUUUGGUGGCAGUAGUACCAGCGGCACAUUGACAUCUACAGACAGUAACGUUAGCAACAAAGAUAUCCGUAGCGGCACACUAACAUCCACAGACAGUAAUAACAGUGUUACCAGAAAUAGUAACUUUUCGCCGAAUUCUACACAUUUGGAUGUUUUUGGACUUUCUUCAAACAGGGCCCUGGAGCUGCCAGUGUAUCCAGAGAAACAAACCAGUCUGAGCCGGUCAACAUCUGGUUCUGAUCUCAGACAAAUUACGGUGCUAGAACGACUCACUAAAACACAUCCAAUAUGGUUCUUACCACAGGUUGGCCGGUCCGGUGCUGUCCACUUACUAAAAAAUCGAGACACAGGGAUUUUCAUUGUUCGGAAAUCAAGUCGAGAAGAGAUUAUGGCACUAUCGGUACAAUAUCCAAACCAAGACGGUACCCAGAACGUUGAUCAUUAUCUUAUAGAGCCCACAGAGCAUGGGCUCCACUUGCAGGGCUCCGUUAGAUUGUUUGAUGCUGUACCUAAUUUAAUUGCCCAUUACUGUGAUAAUAAAGAGGAUUUACCACAUAGACUUGUUCUCCCACCAGCUGUUAGAAAUGCCAAAUUUUCCCAAGAAUUGACAGCACUUGCAAUGCUUGGCCAAGAUUUCUGGACAUCUUCAAAGUAUGAUGCUCAAAGUAGAUCGUCAAGCAGGUCAAAUCUCUCUGAACAUUCAGCGACAAUGAAUAAAUCCCAGAGUGAACCAAUCAGCAUUAUUAAAAAUCCAGUGCCAGCUUACAGCCAAUCAGAUGCUCUGAUACAGCAACAUACUCCACCAACUGGCCAAUCAGAUGAGGGGUUACUACAAAAUACCCCUCCAAAACAUUCUGUGAUAGACUUUUCUUCAUAUUUAAUUCAAAAACCUUCUAAAACACUGUUAGAAAUUGGACAAACCUGUUCACAACAAAGUUUGAGUAGUAUAUCUGAAAGUGUUCAUUCAAAGUGUUCCCUCACAGGAAGUAAAAGUACUCAAUCUUUUAACUUCAGAAGUGAGAGUAGGCAAACUGAUCAUGUGACAACAAAAAGACAUGUGACUAGAAGUUCUUCAUUGCAUGAGGAUAAUCUACCAAGACAGAGAUUGGUGCUACAAGUGAAUGAUAAAGAAAACAGGGUAGAUAUUAAGAUUGCUAAGAGAGAAUCUUUAGUUUCUGUACCAUACGCAAAACCAAAUAAAGGAUCAAAUCAUACUGGACAAGAGCUGGACUCUGGUAUGCCAGUAGAUUACCUUCAUGUUCCGGAAGAGAAUUAUUUUCGGAGUAAUCUUUCAGAUAAACUAAGUGACUAUGAAGACAUAUGGAAAAAUAAUUACGCAGAUCCAAAAGUCAGUAGUGUUCAAGCAGAUAUUGUGCAAAGGUUACAACCAAAUUUAGUGAAUGGAAAUUCUCCCAGAAGUCCCACAUCUCCUGUCAUGACAACCACAGUGUUUCAUGAACAGUGUUUUAGUGAGAAAUGUCUAACUACGGAUUUAAAUGUAAGCUUAGAUAAAUUAACAGUGUCCAAUGAUAAAGCUUCUACCAAAGAUAUUAGUGCUAGAGGUUUAAAACCAUUCAGUAGUCAGGUAACUGAUAGUGCUAACACGAAGGAGUCAGAAACACAGAUUUUAAAACAUCAGUGUAUUGUUAAAGGUCAGAUUGAUCAAAGUGUUCAAAGUGCUAAUACUUCAGGUGAUAAAUCCCCUGAAUCUGAACAUAUUCAACAAAUUAUAGCAAGUGCAGGAUUUGAUUCUAUUCUUGAACAAGACAGUGAUAUAGACUGUGACAGUAACCAUGGGGGUAGUUGUCAUAGUAACAGUGAUGCAGAUGCCGAUACCGAAGAUCCUGAGGCGGAACCAACAAACUCGGUUCAAACUCAGACAAGCCCUUCUUGGAAGCAAAACUCUUCUCCAUUUAAAAAGAGUCCUAGAAAGUCUGUUUCAACUUCUUCACUAGCAAUGAAAAGUCCAGUGUACUCUGAACCUUUCGAUGCCAUAAGUCCUUUGGAAAAUGAAAACAAAGAAAAUGGUCAAGUUCCAAAACUUCCAAAAAAGUUACGGAGAAGAUCAGCUCCAGCAAUUAGUCAUGUUUCAAAGCGACGUCUUCCAUCUACAGAGUGUUCAAAACUUUCUCCUCUUGUGUAUGAACCAGAUAAAACUGUUAAGGAGGAAUCUCCUGAAAAUAGUUCAGAAAGUUCUAAUGAAGAGGAGGAUGUGUUUGAAAUGUCUUUGGAACUGAUGAAAGAAAAUCAUGAUGAAAAAACUGAGGGUAUUGAAAACGAAAAUGCAUAUGAAAAAGCAUGGGUUGACCAUGUGAGUUAUGAUGGUAAAAAUAGUGAGCAUAAAGGAAAUAAGGCUAAUAAACCAAAACCUUUACCUAGAAAAACAAAAGUUAAGAAACCAAACUUACUACAAGAGGCUUUAACAAAUCAUAGAAACAAAAAGGAGGAUGCUUUUAGAAAUUCCAAAAAUGAAUAUAAUCAUUAUGAUACAUCUAUUAAUAUAAUGGAUCAGUUUCAAUUUCUUGAUGAUUUGGAUGAAAAUCAGAACCCUUCCAGUCCAACAGUAGGAAAAUUUCCAGUUUUCACAAAAGUUAGUGAAGAUCAGAAAAUGAUGUAUUCUGAAGGAUCAACUGCAGAGGAUAUUAUAACUUCUUGGAAUCCUGAAUUGACAUUACGUCCAUUGAAACCAUUCCCAGUUUUUGGGACUUUGUCGGAAUAUGAUAAUUUGAAUAACCCAUAUGUUGCACCUUCUGUAAAUAGUAAUGGAACUCUCUUUUGUAAUCCAUGGGAGAAUAGUGUUCUUGGAAAAAUUAUGAAAACGCAUUCAUCACAUCAACACUCUCAUAUUCCAGUUACAACCCCACCCCCUGGUCAUGCCCCACCCCCACCUCUCCCGUCCUUGGAUCCAAGGGAGAGAAUUGAGGCAUGGCGUAAAUCUAGUCAAAAAUAUCAUAGUGUUCAAAUAGAAACUGAGGAUGAGAAUAGACUGAGUAUGAUAUCAGAUAACAAUUCUAUAGCUGCAGUGACUUUUGGAGGUGAUAAAAAUAGCUCGUGCAAUUUACGUGUUUCGUCUAACGAACAAAGUCGCAGUCAGUCAGAUAAAACAAUAGUGAAUGAAAAAAGUACAACACAUUCCGGAACUGUGACAGAGAGAUAUUGUGAAAACAUUCCAUUGUUUGGUGCAGAUUUUAGAGAUAAAAUUGCUCCUGUGCUAUCCCAGCCCCGUAUUGUGAACAAAUCGGAUCGAAAUCGAAAUCCUGAUCGUGCCAUAAGAGAUUAUAUAAUCAGUCUUUCCAACGAUAGAAGUACAACAUUCGGAAGUACGAUAGAGAACUUUAUACAGUGUACGCUAGAGAGCGCAGAUACUAACCCACAUAAUAUUACCAGAAAUGUUCGUCAAUUCAUGACAGGCAUAAAAAAUUAUCUAGUCAAACAUGGUGAAGGGGAAUUAGAGGAUUUGAUAGAGAGAGAACGUAAUCAGCUUGGUAGAGAUGAGAUAUUGAAUAUAGAUGCUAUUAUCGAAGGUUCUCUCCAUGUAUGUGUCAUACAACCAUUGAAACAAAACAUCUAUAAACUUUUUGUCAAUGAAUAUACAAGGAAUGGUAACCUGAAACUACUGUCCAGUAAUAUCAAAUAUGCGAGAACAAAGACAGCCGAGGAGAUCGGAAUUCGGAAAGGAGUUUCUCCCCCUGACGGUCCAACUCUGGAAGUGAUCAAACAUUAUUUUACACGAAUGCAGAAAUCCUACUCUCCCUUGAAGAAACUAGAACAUCUUUUGGCUGCAACAUCCUCAAUAUAUAAAUGUGUAGCUGUAGGACAACGGAGUAACAGUUCUUUGCCAGUUUUUGGAGCAGACGAUUUUCUGCCAAUGUUGAUAUAUGUUUUGGUGCAGUGUGGAAUGGUUUCCGUGGAGAUAGAAGCAGACUACAUGUGGGGGCUGUUACAUCCCUCCCUCUUAAACGGGGAGGGAGGCUAUUACCUGACAUCACUCAGUAGUGCUGUUCUUGUCCUGAAAAAUUUCCAAGAAAUGCAGGAAACCACAGCUUCUCAACAAGAGGGCAAGCUACCUAGUAUAAGUGAUAUGCAGGGUUUCCUGAAGAUUGCCAUUCCAGACGAGCAACAAGAUACAAUAGUGUGGAGAACUUUACCUGUAAGACCUAGUAUGACUACCAGAGAUGUUUGUUCAAUGAUUGCCCACAAGUUUAAGAUCACAAAUCCACAAGAUUAUGGACUGUAUACGUUAGAGAGUGGAGAAGGUAGGGAACACAAAUUGAUGGACAUGGAGUGUCCGCAGUCUCUGAAAGCUGACCGUCUUUUGCACAAGAAGGAGUGUAUAUUCGCAUACAAACGUAAUGCUGCCAACAUCGCCUGGCCUAAGUCUGUACAAUGACUCUAUAGAUUACACACAAAUUCCGUAAUAAAAUGGCCUAGCCUUUAAAAUGUGUCGAGAAAGUGUUUAAACUUCACUGCCUGUUUAAGAACAAACUGGUCUAAAUUUAAACAUCAUCGAAAGGAAAAACAAUGAGAUCAAAAGAAGAACGUUUUUCGCAUGAAACGGCAUUUCAAACACUGAUGAAACAAGGAAAAUAAUGGAAAUAAAUGACAUUUAACAACACUAUGGGAAAUAAUACUAGUGUACAACUAUAUACUAAAAGAGAUACAAAGUUUUUCUAUUUGAACAUUUUUAUUAAUGUUGUAAACGAUGAACUCGUACAGUAACAUGUAAACAUUGUACAGUACUUGUGUAUCUCGUGUAUUUUUUGAAUUUUGAUAUAGUAUAUUCAUUAUUCAUCAUGUCUAAGUCACUUUCUGUCAUCUUUUUUACCACCAUUUGCAAAGUAUAUUUUUAUGAGAUAUCAAAUUUCAAGUACUUAUACAAUCUUGAAACAUGCAAGGGAGACAAUUUACUGGAAAUGUGCAAGGGAGACAAUUUAUUAGCUAAACAAGCAAGUUACUCCUUUCAUAAUGUGGCAUGCAUUUGAAUUUUUAAUAAAAAUACAACUACUGUAAGAAAAAAUAAAAUGAUUUAAAUGGUAAGAACAGUGAAUGGAGUUUUUAACAGGAAAUGGCAGUGUCAACUAUAUCUCUGAAAAUACCAGUUUCUUUAAGCUAUACCAAAUUAUAGAUUAGAUAAUAUUUUGAAGGUUACGAGGACAUUUAAUGUCAAAUAUUUGUGUUAAAGAAAUCUUAGACAGUAUAAUUCUAAUGAUUGCAACAAAUUUUUCAAGUGAAACAUGAUUAUAAGUUUUAAAAUCUAUAUAAAUAAAAAAAAAUUUUAAGUGAAGGGAAAUAGAUUGUUAAUAUUCAUUGGUAUGAUGUACAUACUUACCAUAAAAGUAAGUAGUAUGGCAUAUGCAUUUGCCAUUCACUGAUAUGGUAUGGUAUGGUAAUUGAAUUUGCUAUUCUUCUGAUAUGGAAUGGUGAUCAUAUUAGGGUAAUGAUCAUGGUAUAGUGUAUGUAUUUGCAAUCUGCUAAUAUAUCUGCAUAUCUACGGUAUGGUUUAUGCAAUUACCAUGCAUUAUUGUGGUAUGGUAUGGCAUAUGUAUAUAUGUACCAUUAAGUCAUUUGAAAUGAAUGAAAAUCUUAUCUAUAAAUAAGCUAUAGUACAUGUAUUUGCUAUUUUACAGUCAAUUAGUAUGGUUAUGUAUUUGUCAUCUGCUGGUAUGGUAUGGUGUAUGUAUUUGCCAUCAAAUGGUACAAUACUGUUUAACUGUAUCAGUUAGACAGGAAUUAUGUUAUUUUAACUUUUUAUCCUUUAGUUGAAAACAAUACAUGUUUUAACUAAAAUCAUUUUAACGCAAUAUUUGAAAAAAUAUAGCCUCAUUCUAAAACCUUUGAAUGUACAAAUUUUUAUACUAAUUGCUUUCAUUCAUAUAAAGAUGGUGCUAUUAAUAGAAUAUAAUGUCAUAGUUGUAAAACUACAAUGUUUAGAAAAUUGGAAUUCACAGCAAACCUUAGUAACAUUAAAAUUUUCUGACUUUUGUACAUGUUUCAGUUUCUAUAUAACUAUUAAUAUAGUAUUAGUGAAAGUAAUAUACACCUUUGCAGUAAUGGAAGUAUUUUAUCAACAAUGAUUUUAGUUAUAUUCUUUAAGCUGUAUAAAUUAUCAUCAGAAUUUAAUCGUUAACCUACUGAAAUUCCUGUAUGGACUUGUCCCAGCUUCCAUUUUGGAACAAUCCAUUAUCAAUUUUAGGGAUAUCAUGAUAAAAGUUUAAACGUUUGAUCCCAGCAGUAAAGAGACUGGUCCGAGUGCAUGAAUGUGCAGGUUUACCAGACUGUAUACUGGUGGAAAAGGCGUUGCAAGUUUGGUUUCAGCAUUGUAACAGUUAAAUAACUCAACUUGCAGUAAAAUAAGUAAUUGGAUAUAAUUGGAUCAUUGAAUUAUGAUUAAAAAUACAUGUACAUUGUACUGGAGUUCAUAUGAUUUUUAGCUCAUCUGUUUCGAAGAUAAAGUAAAGGUAUUAUGAUUGCUGUGGCGGCAACGUUGUCAUCGAGCAAAAACAUUUACGUAGCCCGUUGCUCAUACAUUUCAAAAGGUAUACUUGCUUUACAUGACAAGGUACAGUUGAUAGACAAGGCGCAUAACUCUGAAAGCAAUAUAUUGGAGUUAUGACCCUUUUUAAAUUAGUAUUUUGAACAGACGAGCGUUAACACUACAUACGGUGCUCUUGUUUAAAAGUGUAUUUUAAUUAUGUGUAAAGCUUUAAGUAAUUAGAGCUGAGUGUGAAAUGGUUUUAACACCUUUGAAACAAAGGAGAUAAGAUCAUGUAGAACCAUAUUGUUCCAGUUUAGAUAUAUAAGCCAUUUGUGUUGAUUGCAAAUGAUUGUUGUCCUUGAAGAUUAACUGUUACGUUUUUUCAUUCUAUGUUAUUAUAUUAAAAUGUUAGUGUUAUCAUCAGAGUUGCUAUAGUUAUGUAUAAUUCCCCCCUAUAAGUAAAGGAAUUACUGUUGUUUUUUAAGUGCAACUUAUAACUUAUUUUAGUUGUAUUGUGAAAUAAAACUGCUGAAGAAAGUAAA